GACAGGCAGCGAAAAGACAUUGUUUGGCAACGGCAAACGGCAAAAUCUUAUUCGUGACAUAAAAUUGGACAUUAGACGUAAAAUGGAAAGUAGUGCUGGCGAUGUGGUUCUUGUAACGGGUGGCAGUGGCUUUUUGGGCCAGCAUAUCAUCAAAAUGCUGCUGGAGCAGCGCAAGGAGCUGAACAUCAAAGAGAUACGCUCACUCGACAUUGUACCGUACAAGAACAAAAUUGGUCACUUGGAGACGCCGCAAUUGCUGCGCACAUUUGUCGCCGACAUUAGCGGCGAACGUGAGAGUUUAAGCAAAAUCUUUGAGGGAGUUGAUAGCGUCUUCCAUUGCGCCGCCUCCGUUAAAAUUGAAUAUCCGCCCAACUAUGAGGAACUGGAGCGUGUGAACAUAAAUGGAACGCGAGCUGUGGUAGAUUUGUGCAUACAAAAUAAUGUGAAGCGUUUGGUCUACAGCAGCUGCACUUCGGUGUGCUUUGUGCCGUUCAAGGGACGCAGCACGUUUGCGGCGAUUAUCAAUUCCACAGAGUCCAAAACUGAUACGCCCAAGCUUGAUAGUUCCAAGCUGUGGGAGCAGGAUAAUGAGUUUCUCAUAGCCGGUUAUGCAUCCAGCAAGCUGCGUGCCGAGAACAUAGUACUCAAUUCUAAUGGGGCGCCGCUGCAAAACCAAUUGGAUUAUCUGGCCACUACCGCAAUACGUGCCCCGUUGACUUAUGGCGAGUGUGAUUCCCAUUUCAUCACCGAUUCUUUUGAUUACCUGUCCACACGCGAUUGGAUCUUUCCACGAAUUGCGGGAGCUGGUGGCAAACAGCAGUUGGUCUAUGCCGGCAACGUUGCCUGGGGUCAUAUUUGUGCCUAUAAGGCGCUCAAGGUUUCCACCAAGGCUGUGAAUGGUUUGCCUGUUUUCGUCACCGAUGAUACGGGCAUCAAUGAUGUUUCACGCUUUAUCCAGAAAAUGGCGCUGAUUGGCGGGCAAUUCAAGGUGAAGACUAGCUGGUGGUAUAUACCACACUUUUUGUACUUCUUCCUUGCGUUUCUACUGGAGUUUGUGAUCCGUGUGGCCUAUCCCUAUACUAAGUAUCGUCUGCGUUACUCACCGCGCGCCAUCGCCUCUUUUACUUCCUCUAUGCUGAUGUACAAUCGACUGCGUGCCUCCAUUCACAUGGAUUAUGUGCCACUUUACGAUGCGGAUAGCAGCGCCGAACGUAGUGGCAAAUGGUAUGCCAAGUGGUGGGAUGGCAGGAAGCUGGCCAAAAAGUCAAAAAAGUCGAGUUGAGCUCGAUUUAAUGCUGUAUUAUUAAUAUACACUGUACUGUAAAUGCUAGUGUAUUUUCUGUUUUGUAUACUGAAAAAAAGUUUAAUAAAUCUGGGUGUUACUGUUAUGUUA
Messenger RNA from Drosophila grimshawi, 1393 nucleotides. Its product is annotated as 3 beta-hydroxysteroid dehydrogenase/Delta 5-->4-isomerase type 1. The transcript has 4 exons. Gene Ontology annotation, biological process: steroid biosynthetic process. Bases 83 to 1282 code for a protein of 399 amino acids. Gene Ontology annotation, molecular function: 3-beta-hydroxy-Delta5-steroid dehydrogenase (NAD+) activity. NCBI's taxonomy places the organism in Eukaryota, Metazoa, Arthropoda, Insecta, Diptera, Drosophilidae. The record is from RefSeq and is a predicted model, not a curated record.